AUGGAGAAUAAGUCUUUUUUUGGUUAUACCCUUAUCUCAGUCGCAUUAUUGUUCCUCCUGGCUCGUGGUAUCCUCGCUCAACCGCCAAAGGGAAGCCCAAGAGCCGAUGUCGAACCGCAAGAAACGCUCACGGCUCACAACAUAGCGUACGUCAAGGAGUGGAACGAGACUCUUGCAGCCUAUGCACAGAGGAUUGCUAACAAAUGUAUCGAUGACUACGCCGUGGUGCUCUUGGGAGGACCCUACGGCGCCGUCGGGGAUAAUCUGGAUUCUGGGAUGAGUGGUCCCGUCGCAACUAAGUAUUGGAUAUGCUAUGAUCCUCCGGGGAAUAUCCCUGGUCAACUUCCCUAUUGA
Molecule: messenger RNA, 354 nt
Organism: Arabidopsis lyrata subsp. lyrata
Lineage: Eukaryota; Viridiplantae; Streptophyta; Magnoliopsida; Brassicales; Brassicaceae
Exons: 2
Coding region: 1-354 (117 amino acids)
Source: RefSeq, a predicted model, not a curated record